CACUCUCUGCUUCCUCAGAGCUUCACACAUCACUCACAUUUCUCAUCAUCUCUGUCUCAUUCUCAUUUUAACAUCACAUACAUGAUCCACACUUCUCGGUUCAAUUCAUUUGUUGGCUUCUAAAUUUAUGCACAAAUCCCCUUUGUAGUUUCUGAAUUUUCAAGCAAUUGAGUGUUCAAUAUACCCUUUUGGCUUCUAAAUUUGUUGCUAAUUGUCUAGCUUAAUAACACACACACAUAUAUAUAGAUAUAUGCUUCAACUCUAAAGUUUGUCAUCAUUCUUGUACAAGAUGGAGAGUGGUUGGAGUUGUGAACAUAUGACACUGAUCAAUGAGCUGACUGAAGGAAUGGAGCUGGCCAAGCAGCUAAAGUUUCAUCUGAAUUCGACUUCUUCUGUCGAAACUCGAGAAUUGUUGCUGCAGAGGAUGGUAUCUUCAUUUGAGAAGGCUCUGUUGAUUCUCAAGUGGAGUGGGUCAGUGGGAGAACCUCAGACAGCAGCAGCACCGACUACCACCGGAUUGCCGGAGUCUUCCAUUUCUGUAGACGGAAGUCCGGGAAGCGAGGACUUCGAUAGGGGUUUCAAGGAUCAGCAGGAACUCAAAGACGUUUCGAAGAAGAGAAAGGGAAUGCCUACCUGGAGUGAGCAAGUGAGAAUUUGCUCUGAGAAUGGACUGGAAGGUCCCAAUGAUGAUGGAUACAGUUGGAGAAAGUAUGGGCAAAAAGACAUUCUAGGUGCCAAUUAUCCCAGGAGCUAUUACAGAUGCACAUACCGAAGUGUUCAAAACUGUUGGGCUACAAAGCAAGUGCAACGUUCCGACGAUGAUCCCACCAUUUUCGAGAUCACAUACCGAGGGAGGCAUACCUGCAACCAGAACCGCCACACAGCUCCCCAACCACCAUCACCCGAAAAACAGGAACCUAGGCAAAUCAAACAUUACAUUAGUCAUCAUCAGCAGCAACACCAAAACCAACCUAAUGAGAUGCUCUUGAACUUACAAACAAACUUGAGAGUCAAUACAAAGGACUUGGAAAACAACAAGGAGAAGGCUUCCACCUUCAGCUUUCCUUCAACAUUCGGAUUCAUGAACAGCGAAAACCAAAACUUCCCAUUUCCAACACUUGUUCACCAUGGUGACAAUGUAGUCCUAGAGAAUUACUCUUCGUCGUUUGUGUCUCCGGCCACAUCCGGAUCAAACUUCUUCUCGGUGUCUCCGUGCCAGAUGAACAGCAACCGAUGGGUGCAUAAUCUGCAGCAGCAUAGAUCAGAGUCUGAUCUGACUGAGAUAAUCUCAGCCACCACUUCAGCUACCAAUUCUCCGAUUGUGGACUUGGAUUUCUCCAUUGAUCCACAGCUCGACCUUGAUCCGAAUUUCCCAUUUGACACCCCUGGAUUUUUCAACUAAUUCUUCACCAUAGAAUGAGAGAGGAAAGCAUGUUUGUAUAAAUUCGUGUAAGAUUUUGUAGAAUCAAGUUUCUAGAUGCUAGCCUAGAAAUAGGGUUAAAUAAACAAGUUCUGCAGCUCUCUUUAAAUUGCAGAUGUUAUAUCCUUAGGUCAUGCUAAUGAAAAACAUGUAAGUUGAAGAAAAUUUUCUGCUACAUACAUAUACGACUUCCAUCAAUUUGGGGUAAUGGCUAAAUUCACCAAGGCAAAGCUGAAGAAGGGAUUACAACUUUCUUAAAAUUCAAUGGAGAUGAAACUUGGUGAGAUGGAAGAGUCUGCUUCUGAUCUUCAUCUCAUUUUUCCUAUAAGUAAUGAUAAUGCUACUACUGUCCGUCUGGUAUAGCUCUCAACAUUUUUUUUUCCA
Messenger RNA from Cornus florida, 1804 nucleotides. Its product is annotated as probable WRKY transcription factor 53. Lineage: Eukaryota; Viridiplantae; Streptophyta; Magnoliopsida; Cornales; Cornaceae. Gene Ontology annotation, biological process: regulation of DNA-templated transcription. Gene Ontology annotation, cellular component: nucleus. The coding region runs from base 290 to 1402 and encodes 370 amino acids. The record is from RefSeq and is a predicted model, not a curated record. Gene Ontology annotation, molecular function: DNA-binding transcription factor activity; transcription cis-regulatory region binding. The transcript is spliced from 3 exons.